AGUGGAGCCUGUGCUCGCAAUAGUGACAGUAAUUUUUUUUUUAUAUAAAUAUAUAUAUAUAUACACACAUAUAUAUAUAUUAACCGUACCUCGAGAUAGGAAACCACGCGGGAAGACAGACAAUCGUUACCAUGAGGACGUACUACUACGUGAUUGCCGCCAUUCUGAUCGCCGGCGCGAACGGGCAAGAAUCCUUCAAAUGUCCAGACGACUUUGGCUUCUACCCUCACCACAUAUCCUGCGACAAAUACUGGAAAUGCGAUAACAAUGCGGCGGAGCUGAAGACAUGCGGCAAUGGUCUCGCAUUCGAUGCCUCUGAUAGCAAGUUCCUCACCGAAAAUUGCGACUACCUGCACAACGUCGACUGCGGCGAGAGGACGCAACUGGAACCAGCGAUCAGCACUCCCCACUGUCCUCGUCUCUAUGGUAUAUUCCCCGACGAGAAGAAAUGCGACGUCUUCUGGAACUGCUGGAACGGAGAGGCGUCCAGGUACCAGUGUAGCCCUGGACUCGCUUACGACCGCGAAGCCAGAGUUUGCAUGUGGGCUGAUCAAGUGCCUGAAUGCAAAAACGAAGAGGUCGCAGGAGGUUUCGCGUGCCCGGCUGCAGGCGAAGUGAGCGGAGCAUCCGGCAGCUUCAGCAGACACGCCCAUCCUGAAGACUGCAGAAAAUAUUACAUAUGCCUCGAGGGUAUCGCCAGAGAAUACGGUUGCCCGAUCGGUACCGUCUUCAAGAUCGGUGACGCCGACGGAAGUGGCGCCUGCGAGGAUCCGGAGGACGUUCCUGGAUGUGAGGAUUACUACGGUGACUUGGACCUGAAGAGCAUUAGGAAGAGCGAGCUUCUAACCGGAAUUCAACAUUCUGGCGACAACAGGAAGACUCAGGGUAAACCGAGGCCCCCGUCGGCACCUGCGAGGCCCAACGCACCCCUUCAAGAAUAAUCUCUAAAUCUUUAUCCCCUCGCCUUAUCACACUUACCUACCCCUAUCUACCUCCAUCCUACCCAUCCCUCUUUACCCGAUACUCUUUCUUCUAUCACACACCUACACACGCGCGCGCACACAACACAGAACUCAUACAGUCUCGAGAGAACAUGAUGUUCGAUACCUCGGAAUACACUGGCCGAUAAAAAUAAAGAAACAGAACGAUUAGUUGAAAAUUAUUUCAAAAAUUCAAUACAGAAUGUUAUACAGCUUAGGACCACGUGUAGAAAUGCAAAUAUUUUUUAAUUAUAUUUCAAAGUCCAAGGUAAUUAUAAGCACCUCUGUGCGGGCCCCGGGCACGCGAUUAUUUUCCCUAGCGGUAGACACGGUCCUGUAUAAAAUCAUUUAUUUUUCGUAGUUUAAGUAAGAUUAAUUUAUUCCCCUUGUUUGAAGAGAAAUCGAUUCCCCUAUAAAUGAAAUUGAUUUGUUUCUUGAUUUUUGUAGGCUAGUGUACGUAACGCCGUGGGUCAAGAGCGAUGCUCGAUUCCAUUCUGUGAUUUGCCUUGAAUUUAGAGUGAUUUUAAGAUUCUAUGCUCGGAAUUGAUACGUGAAGGGUAGAUCUACCGCCUCUGUGUUAAAGUUCUAUUCCUAUCGUUGAUGAUGGUAACGGGGAUGAUAAAUAAUGGACGUUUUAUUCGAUUUGAAUUCUCCACGCGUUUUGAUCGAUGCUGAUUGAGAUUGUGGGUGAAAUUAUUCAGAGACUGAUUGCACAUCGCCAUUGCGUGGAUAAAUGAAUAAAAUUGUUCCAUAUUUUUUUAUUUAUUUAUUCUACCUCGUUGCCGUCUGAUAAAGUUUAAGGAAUAUUGGAAAUCGUGUCGUCUCAUUGAUAAUUUCUUUCAUUCUCUGUUGAGUCGCGUAGACUUUUAUUAUUAUUCUUUUUAUCGUGAGACGUUCGAUUGGAUGAAUAAAAAUGGAAGAGAAGUUCUAAAUGGGGAUACGUUUAUUAAAUUUGUUAUAGAAAGAUUCCGAGCAGAAAUUCUUUGAAUAUAUAUAUUAAUAAUGAGAGAUUCUUAGGAAAGGGUUUGAAUUCGAGCUCGUCGUUAAACACUCUUGACCACGGUUGAGCAUGCUUGCGUAAACUAGACUCGUCCGUAUAUUUUUAAGUGAUGUGAAAGAUUCGUACAAUAAAAGGAUGAAAAAUUCGUGAAAUA
Molecule: messenger RNA, 2134 nt
Organism: Osmia bicornis bicornis
Lineage: Eukaryota; Metazoa; Arthropoda; Insecta; Hymenoptera; Megachilidae
Gene: Gasp
Product: protein obstructor-E
Exons: 4
Coding region: 132-941 (269 amino acids)
Cellular component (GO): extracellular region
Molecular function (GO): chitin binding
Source: RefSeq, a predicted model, not a curated record